Messenger RNA from Leguminivora glycinivorella, 750 nucleotides. RefSeq names its product TATA-binding protein-associated factor 2N-like. The record is from RefSeq and is a predicted model, not a curated record. The transcript is spliced from 4 exons. The coding region runs from base 1 to 750 and encodes 249 amino acids. Lineage: Eukaryota; Metazoa; Arthropoda; Insecta; Lepidoptera; Tortricidae. Gene Ontology annotation, cellular component: nucleolus; nucleoplasm.
AUGUUCAAGCUGCCGCGCGCGGCAGACCCGUCCCCAUAUUGCGCGGCCGCCGCGCGAGCCAAUGGUACAUUGACCAACACUUCCACUCCCGGUGAUAACCAUAAACCCACCCCGUUCCGCCGCGUGGCCGAGGAGAAGGUCGAGGUCGACCCUAGACUUAAGGACAAUUCUUUCGACGCUAAGGAGGGUGAAAACGGUGAAGAAGAGAACGAGGACGGAGGCUUCAAGUCCGGGUUCGGGGGCCGAGGAGGGUUCCGCGGCCGCGGGGGAGACCGGGGAGGCUUCCGCGGGGGAGACCGGGGAGGCUUCCGCGGGCGCGGUGGCUUCGAUAGAGGAGGCCGGGGAGGCUUCGACCGCGGGCGCGGCGGCCGCGGCGGGCGCGGGGGCUUCGGAGACAGGGGGGGCUUCAGGGGCCGCGGCAAUGACCGCGGGGGCCGCGGAGGCGACCGGGGAGGCUUCAGGGGCCGCGGCGGAGACCGAGGAGGCCGCGGGGGCGACCGCAACUCGUGGGGAGGAAACCGCGGAGGUGGCUUCAACAAAAGCUUCAAUGACAGAAAGAGUUUUGAUAGCGGAGAGAACCAGAACAAGAAAAUUACCGGCGCCCGCGGCUCGUGGGGCGAGCGAGCGAACCAGGACCUGAAGCACACGCGCGGCAAGUCCUUCAAGCACGAGAAGACCAAGAAGAAGCGCGGCUCCUACCGCGGCGGCGCCAUCGACACCGGCGUGCACUCCAUCAAGUUUGACGACUGA